This is a messenger RNA of Neltuma alba, 300 nucleotides long. Its product is annotated as monothiol glutaredoxin-S2-like. NCBI's taxonomy places the organism in Eukaryota, Viridiplantae, Streptophyta, Magnoliopsida, Fabales, Fabaceae. The coding region runs from base 1 to 300 and encodes 99 amino acids. The transcript has a single exon. The record is from RefSeq and is a predicted model, not a curated record.
AUGGAGAGUGUGAGGAACAUGGCAUCAGAGAGACCAGUGGUGAUCUUCAGUAAGAGCUCAUGUUGCAUGUGUCACACUAUCAAGACCCUCUUUUCUGAUUUCGGAGUGAACCCUAUGGUUCAUGAGUUGGACGAGAUGCCAGCAGGGAGGGAGGUUGAGCAAGCCCUUUUGAGACUAGGGUGCAGCCCGGCCGUGCCGGCGGUGUUCAUCGACGGCGAGCUAGUUGGUGGAGCCAAUGAAGUAAUGAGCCUUCACCUUAACCGUUGCAAGUCAAAGAUAGGAUAUUGCCAGAUAUUGUGA